UUAUUUAUUUAUUUUUUUAUGUAACUCACUUUCGCUCGUCCGGCCACGAUGGCUGAUAAAAUCGCCUCGUUAGUGUUUAGAUUGUGUUUUUUAUAGUCAACAGAUCGCUGAGGAAGACGAAGAAGCAGAAGAAGCAGAAGAAGCAGCAGCAUGUCGCUGGAGGAGAAGCGGAGCGGAGCCCGGGCUCCGGAGGAGGAGGAGGCCCGGGCAGCGGACUUCUUCAUACCGGUACAAAGCGAGGGCGAGUGGGGGGAGGACUCCAGCAUGGAGCCGCGCAACGUGAUCCUGCGUAAGGCGGACGCUCUGGCCGCCCAGGACCGCCUGAAAGAGGCGAUAGAGGUGUUCUGCACGGCGCUGAGGCUCGAGCCGGUCCGGCCGGAGCAGCUGGGCACCCUGGUGGACUGCAUUGUGCGCGGUUACAGGAGGAAAGCGGGGGAGAGCGGAGCGGUGCUGCUCUCUCACAGCCCCCGGGGCGGCCAGGACAGGGACCCGGGCUGUGCGUUCGACUGCCCCGGCUGUCACAGGUUCAUAGGGGAGCCCGUCACGGUGGCGUGUGGGCACUCGUACUGCAGGGGCUGUUUACACAGCGCGCUGGCGCCCAGGUGCCAGGUGUGCGGCGAGGACAUGGACGUCAUUAAACCCGGAGAACCCAAACCCAACGUGGUUCUGAGUGCGCUGCUGGAGAAGUGGUUCCCGGAGGAGGUGAGGAGAGCUAGGAGGGUCGGGGAAGCUGAGGCUCUGCUGAGGGGCAGACAUUUAGACCAGGCUGCUGCACUGGCCAGUGAGCUGUUAGAGUCUGACCCCAAUAAUGUCAGACUGCGAGUGUGUCGAGCGGAGGUUUAUCGGAGUCUGCGGCUCUAUCACCAAUCGCUGGAUGACUGGGAUAUGUGUGUCAGCAUCUCUCCGUCUCUAGAGGGUUAUUACUGUAAGGCGAAGGUGCUGCAGGAGAUGGGUAGAGUGGAUGAGUCUCUGCAGCUUUUCCUGCAGUGUCUGGCUGUGGACGAGAACUUCCAGCAGGCCAAACAAGAAGUGGAGAAGAUCCUGCAUGACCUGCUGUCACCGGCGUGCGACAACACGCAAGCCAGUCUGAGGGAAACUGACCCAUCAGCCCACCUGCACAGUAAAGCCACUGGGUUAGACGCUCAGAUGAACACAAUCACCCACCCUGCUUUCUUUGACUCACCACCCGAGUCCAGUGAGCUGUCCUCUGGUCAGAAGUUUGGCCGGUCGGAGAGUUUGGAGAGGUCAGGUUUGAGCCGAGCUCACUCCCUGAGGGCGCACCCACUUGGCGGUGCCAGGGAGGAGGGGCUAAAGAGGGUAUGCUCUGCCCCACAGCUAGGUGACCAGGAGAAGGGGGCUUUACUGAAAAGGAAAUUGUCCGGCUCAGAGGGGGGGCCAAGCAUGGUCAACACACACAGCAGCAAACACAAAAAACAAGGAGCAAUGGCCUCCGCAGCCCUGGUGGUCAGCGAGGAAACUGAACCCAGUUGGACUGUGCCGAGGGACCUGCUGGACCCCAAUGACUUUGAAUGCCCACUGUGUAUGAGACUGUUCUAUGAGCCGGUGACGACACCUUGUGGACACACAUUCUGUAAAAACUGUCUGGAACGCUGCCUGGACCACAGCCCACAGUGUCCACUCUGUAAAGACAGCCUCAAAAUGUAUCUUGCCUCUAGGAAGUAUGCUAUCACACAAGUUCUAGACAACAUUAUUAAGCAGAACCUGUCUGAAGAACAUGCUGGGAGGCAAAAGCUUCACACUGAGGAAACUAAAGAGCUGUCAGAUCUGCAGAAGAACGUUCCUAUCUUCGUGUGCACUAUGGCCUACCCCACUGUGCCUUGCCCGCUGCACGUGUUUGAGCCGCGUUACCGCCUGAUGAUCCGCCGCUGCAUGGAGACGGGAACGCGCCAGUUUGGCAUGUGCAUCAACGACGUCCAGAAAGGCUUUGCCGAUUACGGCUGCAUGCUCCACAUUCGGAGCAUCCACUUCCUGCCAGACGGCCGUUCUGUGGUCGACACCGUAGGAGGGAAACGGUUCAGGGUUUUGAGCCGCAACAUGAGGGAUGGAUACUGCACCGCUAACAUAGAAUACCUGCAGGACCAGCGGGUAGUAGAUGAGGAUGAGCUGGACCGUCUGCAGGAUCUGUACGAUCAGGUUUAUAAUCAGGCCAAGGUUUGGUUCCACACGCUGGAGAACCGAUUCAGAAACCAGAUCCUACAGCACUUCGGCCAGAUGCCAGACAGAGAGGCUGAUAUACAGGCGACCCCGAACGGUCCGGCGUGUUGCUGGUGGCUGCUGGCCGUUCUGCCGGUGGACCCUCGCUAUCAGCUCUCUCUGCUCUCCAUGACCACCCUGAAAGAGAGACUCGUCAAAAUACAGCACAUCCUCACCUACCUGCAGAACACACACACCGAGUAGAGCUCACACACUCGCCUGCGCACACACCCAGCGCUGUGCAAAAGUUUUAGACCCCUGAGAAAAUCCGAGGAGGCUGUUUGUCUGGGCUGUCAGUGUUUAUCUGCUAUGAAAACACUAAUAUCAGCAUAAAUGUGAAUAACUUAAUAUGAUCAGCAGCUGUUUCAUGUGUGUCAGUGUGUUUCCGUGAGGAAGCUUGGGAAGCUGGCAUCGGUGUGAAACGUUAAGCUGCGUUCACAAGACAUUAACGACGACGUCGUGCAGAAACAGUCGACUUUUUUCCGCUUGGAAAUUUUUCAUAUUUUACAUCAGACGGCUUCACUAUAGUGAGGCGAGAUACGUUUGGAGUUUUUGUGCCAAAAGUGUCAAAUAAAAUAAUAAAUCCAUAAGCAAACAUCAACGAAAACAUCCGAAGCAUCCAAACGGGUUAGUGGGGGGGAGGUGUAGCCUAUCCCAGCGGUCAUCAGGCGGAAGGCAGGAUACACCCUGGACAGGUCGCCAGUCCAUCGCAGGGCAUGAGAGUUAAAUCAGAAUUCCUGACGCCCAUUUUCACUCGUUUUAAAUAGAAAUAUGGGCUCUGUCUU
Messenger RNA from Pygocentrus nattereri (red-bellied piranha), 2999 nucleotides. It is a transcript of the gene lonrf1, whose product is annotated as LON peptidase N-terminal domain and ring finger 1, like. The coding region runs from base 151 to 2418 and encodes 755 amino acids. Lineage: Eukaryota; Metazoa; Chordata; Actinopteri; Characiformes; Serrasalmidae. The transcript has 12 exons. The record is from RefSeq and is a predicted model, not a curated record. Gene Ontology annotation, molecular function: protein binding.